GCAGCGCCAAGAUGGCGGCAGCGGCGACCUGCGGCACCGGCACCAGGAGUACUGGAUCUGUGGUGGCGGCGUCCAGCAGGAACAACGUCACCAGCUUCCAGCGGAGGGGUCCUAGAGCCACCGGUGCCGACAGCGGCUGCUCUCGACUGGUGUCCAUCUCGGGGACACGACCGUCGGUGCGGAAUGGACAGCUGCUGGUAUCAACCGGGCUCCCAGCCCUGGACCAGCUCCUAGGUGGAGGUCUGGCCGUUGGAACAGUUCUUCUAAUUGAAGAGGAUAAAUAUAAUAUUUAUUCUCCUUUGCUCUUCAAGUAUUUCCUGGCAGAAGGAAUUGUUACUGGACAUACUUUGUUGGUUGCGUCUGCAAAAGAAGACCCUGCUGACAUUUUACAGGAACUUCCUGCACCAUUACUUGAUGAUAAUUGUAAAAAAGAAUGUGAUGAAGAUGUAUGUAAUCAUGAAACAGAAUCUAGAAUGAAGAUGAAAAUAGCUUGGCGUUACCAGUUGUUACCCAAGAUGGAGGCUGGACCAGUAUCAUCUUCAAGAUUUGGUCACUAUUAUGAUGUAUCAAAAAGGAUACCACAAGAACUAAUUGAGCCUUCAAAAUGGCAUGGAUUUUUUCUUCCAGAAAAAAUAUCAUCAACUGUUAAUGUAGAACCCUGUUCUUUGCACCAUGGCUACAUAAAGCUGCUACGGUUUAUCCAGAACAUCAUUUGUGAGGAAGGAUUUGAUGGAUCCAAUCCCCAGAAAAAACAGAAAAACAUUUUAAGAAUAGGAAUCCAGAAUCUUGGUUCACCUUUGUGGGGAGAUGACAUUUGCUGUACAGAAAACUGUGACAACAGUCACAGUCUUACAAAGUUCCUCUAUAUGCUCCGUGGUCUUCUGCGAACCUCUCUUUCAGCCUGUAUCAUCACAAUGCCAACACACCUUAUCCAGAAUAAAGCAAUUAUUGCUCGUGUUACAAACUUUUCAGAUACAGUAGUUGGUCUGGAAUCAUUUAUUGGUUCUGAGAAAGAAACCAACCCAUUAUAUAAAGACUAUCAUGGUUUGAUUCAUAUUCGGCAGAUUCCUCGGCUUAAUAACUUGAUUUAUGAUGUAUCAGAUGUCAAAGACUUAGCAUUUAAAUUAAAAAGGAAGCUGUUCACCAUUGAGAAUCUUCUUUACAAACACAGUCAUGGAAAUGGAAUGAGGACAAGGUGGUUGCUGUAGGAAGACAAAAUAAAAGACCAGUAUCUCUCAAUCUGACAAGACUUAAGCCAAAAGGGAUUAAUAUCAAAAUACAUAAAGUCAUGUAGCGUGGGAAUAUAGGGAAUAAAAAUUUGUGCAUCAAAGCCUAUUACACCAGAGAAUAUUGCUUGACAUUUGAAAGAGAUAAUUUUAGAAAAAAUAAACACAGAUGCUUAUUGGUAUAUACCACUUAUAUUUGCACACACACGUAUACAGAUAAAUGUAGAAAUAUAGAUGCAUCUGUGUGUGUGUGUGUGUGUGUUCAUGUACUAUAUACACACAUGUAUUUCUUAACUUUGUCUUCUGGAGAGCUUAGAAACAAUAACAACCUAAGGAACACUCCAAGUACCCAGAUAUCGGUUUCUGAGUAUCAUCUCCUACUAAUAAACAGGAAAUUUAAAAAGGGGGGGGAGGGGAGCCUCUUGGCAAAAUAGCCAGUUCUAGGGCUGAUACACAGAAAGUGUAAUGUGAGAGUAGAAUUUGUGCCCAGAAGUAGGGAGGUACUCAAAGAAUGAUGGGGACAUGAGAAAAGGCACAGGAGCCGCUUUGAAGAAGACCCAACUAGCCAAACCUUAGAAAUUUGAGCUUCAAAAUAAAUGGUGGAAAAUAACCCAUUGAGUAAAAUGGAAAUCCAGGUAUCUAUACUGAGAUAGAUAGAUAGAUAGAUAGAUAGAUAGAUAGAUAGAUAGAUAGAUAGAUACUUCUUUCUUACAGAAUGCCAGCUAAUAGACAUUGAAGGAGUGGUGAAAUAGAAAAUUACCAUUAAUAAUCAUAGCUAUGUUCAGUUUAGACGGGAGUUGUCAAUUGGAGGCUAAGAUAGGCUGGUGGGUUUGAUCAGGUUUGAUGAGGAAGAGGAUAUUGACAAUCUCAGAAUAUUUCUUUCACAAACUACUAAUCAGUUAAAAAGUACAGAAUGGUGACUUUACAGUGAGAAAACCUAACGAACAGUACAACCAAGUGAUCAAGGUUUACAUCGCAAGUGAGUUGACGUCAUGUGUGGUACAUCACCUUGAUGUGAGGCGCUAGAAGAGCAGUGUGUCUUAUCAGUGGUUUCCUGCCCCAAAAGCAUUGAUCAAGAAGAAAUAUCAGGUAGAUCUAGGUUUAUGAUGAGCCUACAGAAUGAAAGUCCUGUAUUCUUGAAAAACUGUCGAGCACCUGAAAGGCAGGGAGAAGCUGAGAAUACUGAGAAAGACUGAGUGUCCUCAUAUCUCCAGGACAGUUUAUAAAGUGUGAAUGUGGUCUGCAGAUUGACAGUAGUGUUGUAUCAAUGUUGGUUUCCUGACUUGAAGGAUUAUAUUGUGAUUAUGUAAGAUAAAGUCCUUGUUUUGGAUAAUAGUCGCCAGAGUAAUUGGGAAUGACAGGAAUCAUAUAUGCUGCUUAUUCUUAAAUGGUUCUGAAAAAGGCUGCUUAUGUAUACAUGUAUAUUUAUAUACAUGUUUAAAGAAGUAUAUCUAGAUUUCAAUAAAAAGAUAGAGCACAUGGUGAAAUGUUAAAAGUUGGGGAGUCUAGGUGAGAGGGAUAUGGAAAUUCUUUGUUCUGGUGUUGCAUACUUUUCUAUGUUUGAAAAUAUUUCAAAAUAAAUUAUUACAAAAUGUUUAUUUAGAUGGUAAUAUAGUAAAUACCUUGUAAUGAAAAAUGAGUAUUUCUGCAAAAAAAUAUAUGAGUAGUUACACAAAGUUAGCUUAAUAAAAACUGUAAAUGGCUUUAUGUCUGUUCAGGCUAGAUUGUGCCACUAAAUGAGUUAAGUUUUUCAGAGGUUUCUAAAUUUGUGAAUUGAGAAUAAAGGUUGUAGAUUUUUGUAAGGUAUCUGAAGCCCAGAUAAAUAAGUUUUCCAAUCUCACACAGAAAGUAACAAAACAAAGUCCAAAACCAAAGUCUCCUGAUUGCAAAUCCAGUAGCCCUUGGAUGACAGUCUGGAUGACAAAUUACUGAGGCAAAACAGAGACAUUUGUGUUCAAAUUUUGACCUUUGGGAGUUCAUUUUGGAAAGUGUCAGAUUUACAAAAUGGCCCUAGGAGCUACAUCAUUAGUUUUACCAAAAGGGCAUGUUCUGCUUUGCAAUUUUCAAAUGCAUCCUAAAGAAAUACAGAAAACCUUUUUCUUUCUCCUCACCUAUUUCUUACAUGAUAGUAUAAAUGUAGGAGUCAGUGGAUUUCUUCCUUUCAUCUGCAUCCCAACCCAGUAACAUUUCCUUCUUCCUUACAGAAUUAUAGCAAACGUGUGAACUUCAAUCACUACUUUUUCCAAUGUGAUUUACCAAUCAUUUGAAUAUCCGUAGUGCCUAAUGUGUUUUUAAAAAUUCAAACAGCCGUUGACUUGAACUGCUGUAUAAGAAAGUGUUCUUUCCUGUGUCCUGUAUAUGCCCAUAUCAUUUUAGGUAUAGUUAGGAGUUUUGUAUUCAAACAUUUCCUUUUCUUCUUUUUUAAUGUCCUGAAGUGCAAAAAGAAAAUAUUAUUGAAAAUAUUAUUUUCAGUUAUGUAGCCAAUGUAGGUAAGUCCAUUUUGAGGGCUGAAUAUUAUUCUUUACACUGUCACCAUUGCUUAAGUAGGUUUCCAGUGAGCUUCUUAUAUAUCCCAUAUCUCCUAAUAUUCUUAUUCUUUAAAUACUUUUAAAUGAUUCUCUGGAAAUGACCAAGUGUUACAGUUUUGCUACUUAAACACUACAUAUUUGAAAUAAGAUUGUUUAUGAGUAAAGAUAUGCCAUUGC
Messenger RNA from Hippopotamus amphibius kiboko, 3931 nucleotides. It is a transcript of the gene ELP4, whose product is annotated as elongator acetyltransferase complex subunit 4. NCBI's taxonomy places the organism in Eukaryota, Metazoa, Chordata, Mammalia, Artiodactyla, Hippopotamidae. Bases 12 to 1208 code for a protein of 398 amino acids. The record is from RefSeq and is a predicted model, not a curated record. The transcript is spliced from 10 exons. Gene Ontology annotation, biological process: tRNA wobble uridine modification. Gene Ontology annotation, cellular component: elongator holoenzyme complex; cytoplasm; transcription elongation factor complex.